UUUGUACAAGAGUCAGGCGGUUUUUUGGAAGACUGAAGCCGAAUUAACAAUGUUAUAUACAGAAUUAUAGCUUAUAUAUGUGUGUAAUUCGUCGUUUGUAGCAAGUUAUUUGUCGUUACCACUUGGUUGUGCGGUCUGCACGCGCGUGUUAGUGGAAGCAAGUUUUGAACAGCUAGCAUGCCAUCCAACAAUAGUUUGAGUGGCAUAGCUCACCUGCUACCGACCGUAGCCAGCUAACUAAUGUUUUUAGGUCAUUUAUUUAGUUUGUUAGAUACCUAGUUAGAUAUCAAACUAACAACUUUGCCACUGCACAUGAUGAAUGUUCGCAAACUUUAGAGGUGUUGUCUUCAACACUAACUUUCAAGGGAUAAGUAAGGAAAAGCUAACAAGUUGCUCAACACCACACUAAGCUGGCCUUUGAAAUGAUGGCUGGUGUGGUUGCCAUGGCAUCUGUCAUUGAAGACUUUGACACUCAGUCAUGCAAGAAAUCGUGUAAAGAUUCUGACUCACCAGCUGUCAAGACAAUUGCAAACUACUUCUCACCGGUGUCCAAGGCAAUGGAGAAACACUUCUCCCCACCCAGGUCCAACAACAUCAUGAAUUACUUCAGCCGGAAGACUCCUCCAGUUAUAGAGAAAGGGAGUACCGUCGAGCAGACUAAGGAGAACCAACUGGGACCCCAGUCCACUAAAGCACCUGCCAGAAUAGACAGCCCGGUAACACAGCCUGCAAAUCCUCCUCAGAAACGAGGCAGAAAGCCCAACAAGGCUGCCCGGGAGUUACAUGUGCUGGAUGCUGAUGCAGGCUCAACUCAGACAGAGGACUAUGUAGUGUUAGACUGUCCAGGGGACUGUGAGGGGUCAGAGGGCAAGCCAAUGAGCAGCUGCUGUGGCAUUCUGGGUAGUGACACGGCUGCCUUGCUUGCCCAGUUCAGUGCUGAUGUUGGUAUGGCUGGAGGCGCUGUGGAUGACAAUGAAAUUGAAUGUCUUAAGAAGGCUCAAAAAGAUAAACCCCUGAGGGUGGAUUCAAAAAAUGAGAUUGAUACUAAGAAAAAGGAAAGUUGUGGCAGUUCUCCUAAAAUCCAUUGGAGAGGCAAGGUGAAACGUCAAAAACCUGCUCCAGAAAAGAAAACAUGUAUUAAGGCAAAAGCUAAGCAGCAAGAAGAGGAAAAAGAUACAGAGGAGUGUGCGCCAGAGGUUCAGGAGUCUCAGCUGUCCUUGUGUGAUGCAAGCAUGGAGGUGAACCCUAGUGAGGAGUCUCAGCUGAAUGGCAGCACUGUCACCAUCUCCUUUAAGGACUUCCUGCAGAGUCAAGAGGAGGAGGAGGAGGUGGAGGAGGAGCAGCAGCAAGUGGAGGAUGAAAGCAAAGUCGACCCAACGACAGAAAAGGAUGACCUGGACAAGUGGGAUGAACCCAAAGCCAGUAAACUGCAUCUCCAGCAGAUAUCCCCUCCAACACUCACCGUCCAAGCUGAGGUGCACUCCAUUUCCCCUGGCCUUGAGCCAGUCCGAGUCACAGAGAGAAGGGUGGCCUCCAUCUUCUCCAGGGGAAAAGGAGUGGGCAUCUCAGCAGCUGUAGAGAUGAAGUCAGCGCCCUCUCCUUGUUCACAAUCUAGACGGGAUCUACUGACGGCCCCAAGGUGGAGGUCCAAUGUGGUAAUGCAGGAGGAAGACUUGGAGAUUGACGUUGUCGAGUCUGAAUCCUCACCCAAGUGCAACCAGAUUGAGAGAAAGCAGUUCAUGAGUGCCUUCAAACAACCAGCCAAGCCUGGCAAGGGCCCAGGGAAGCAGCCUGCGGACAAGGCCUCUCUGGAGGCUGCCGAGGACGGGCCCGAUUCGUCUGUCCCAGUGGAAGACCCGCCAGGUAAUAAAACAGCCAAGAAGAUAUGUCCCAGGCGAGGGAGGACGAAGGCCCUGGAGGAGGGGGCAGUUCCUCCCCCUGUGACAAAACAAGGCCCUGUGCCAGUGGAGACCGUUAGGGCAAAGACCGAUGCUAAACCUGACGCAGAGUCCCCCACGUCCACCCCAACAACUGUUAGGAGGUCCCCCAGGGAAGGCCCCCGCAAGAAGACCCCUGUGGUCAAUCAAACUGCCCCAGUGGUGAAAACAAAAAAAGAAAUGGGGAAAGAUGUUGCUGCUGUCACCGAGGACUGCCUGUUUCAGAUGUCCACCCCAAAGUCUCACAAGUCUAAACGCAGGGUUUUCAGAGCACAAAUGGUUUGUCCACCAGACGAUACAAGAAGUCCCAUCAGGAUGAAAUUUACCAGAGUAUUCCCAAGCACUAUUUCUGCGGGUGGAAUUGAUUUAACUUCGAAGGAAUCAAGUGCGUCCAAGAAGAGAAAAAAGGCUAAGAAGUUGGUAGAGAAAGCCCGGGCAAUGCAGCAGAGUAAGAAGGCCGCUGUGCGUAAGGAAGAUCAGAGCUCCUCACGACGCUCCUCUCGUAGCCAGGUUUCCAUCAAGAAAAGUUACAACACAGAUGAGGACUCGGUGGUCUGCCUGGAGGAAGAAAGCCAGGAUGGCUUGGCUCAGACGGGCAAGGGGAAGAGCAGAGUUGAGAAACGUAGUCUUAACGAUGUCUUGGGGAAAAAGGCACCCGCUAGCAAAGAGGCAAAGAAUUCAGCAGCUGUGGCGCCCAAAGUGGCACCCAUGUUCCUUGGAAAAAAAGCACAGAGGACAUCAGUCACAUCCAUCUUUGAUGACAGCAGCCAUGAUGGUUCUGACAACUCUCAAGACGAUGAGCAGUUCAGAGCCCGCAGGGAGUUCCUGAAGAGUGGCCUCCCAGAGUCCAUUAAAAUGCAGAGGGCCAAGACUGCUGCCAACAAGGAGGCCUACACAGUGUCCUGCUCCUCCUUCCAGCCUGUAGUGCACGUCCUCCAGGCGCCACAGGACUGUCCUCUCUGGAAUCUUCCAUGGCCUGUCUCUCCUCUCUUACACUGCCUUAAGAAGCUUCCUAGUCUUCCAUCAAACCAGCUUCCAUCUCGCCCUGGUUUUGAUUUCUUUAAGACUGAACCAGCCUCCAGAGCUCACUGUGAAAGGGGGUCAGGUUUCAGAGAGGAGUUCUCCGAGCCCACCCGUAAGCUGCUGAUGGGGGAGAUCAGUGCGUCCAACCCUUCUUUUCCAGUCCAGCGUUUUUUCACCCGCUUCCUGAAGAGGCGGGGUGACCACCUCCAGCAGUGCACCACCUCAGAUCCAGAGUGUGUCACCCAGGUCCCUGGUGCCCCGGCAUCAGCAGAGCCUUCGGGGGGGAAAAGGAAGAGGGUGGAUGAGGGUGACGGGGCAGUGGGGAAGGUGGCCAAGAAGCUGAGGUCCCGUAGGUCCGAUGAAGGCAAGAAUAUGGAGGUCAAAGGAGAGACCGCAACCCCCGAACUGGAGCCACCAAGGAGAGGGGGGCGUGGGAGGAGGCGCAAGCAGGAGGAGAAGGAGAAAGAAGAGACAAAAACUUUACACUGCUCUGAAACGGACCCUGUGAUUGUCCUGGAGGACUCCCCGCUGGCUGACAACCCUGUGGCCGUGGCUGACUUUGUAAAAGAAGACGUGUUGUGGACAGAGAAGUACCAGCCACAGCACUCCAGUGACAUCAUAGGAAACACUGCCUCCGUUAGAAGGCUGCACAGUUGGCUGAAAGAAUGGAAGCUCAGAGCUGACCGGGAAGAGAGGAAAAAGCAGAAGGAAAAGAAACAGGAGGAAGACAGCAAUGACUCCUGGGACACCGAGGAUGUGGAUUCUCAGGAGGGGGAGGAGCUAAUACCCUGUAAUACCCUGCUGAUCACUGGUCCCACGGGGGUGGGCAAGACCGCUGCCGUUUACGCCUGUGCCCAUGAGCUCGGCUUCAAGGUGUUUGAGGUAAACGCUUCAUCCCAGCGCAACGGCCGUCAGAUCCUGUCCCAACUGAAGGAGGCCACCCAGUCCCACCAGGUGGACAUCCAGGGGGUCAAUGCCAACAAGCCAUGCUACUUCAACAGCUUCAGCAGCAGAGCUGCAUCCUCACCACGAAAGGUGAACUCUCCUGGAAGGGUGGUGUCCUCUCCCAGGAAGCCCCCCCAGUCCCCACGUGGUGUCAAGAGAGGAAGCCUGGCUCCCACUUCCCUAGCCAACUUCUUCAAAACAGGCAGACCUGGUCCCACUAACAAGGAACCUACCAGUGCCAGCAAAAUCAAGAAGCAGCCAUCAGCGGCUCCCAAGAGGACCAGUAAAGCCCAAGAGAGCUCCAGUAAGACUAAAGAACCUCAGACGGACCCAUCAGCACCCACAGUCACCAAGGUCUCCUCGGUCCCCAGUGAUGAGCAAAGCAAGAAGACCGCCACCUCGCUUAUUCUCUUUGAGGAGGUGGAUGUCAUCUUUGACGAUGACUCUGGGUUCCUGGCCGCCAUCAAAACGUUCAUGACCACUACCAAGAGGCCGGUGAUUCUCACUACCAGUGAUCCCACCUUCUGUAACAUGUUUGACGGCUACUUUGAGGAAAUUAAUUUCAAAACGCCCUCCACGGUGAAUGUGAGCAGCUACCUCCAGCUGCUGUGUCUGGCUGAGAACAUGCGUCUUGACGCCGGUGACAUCUCCUCUCUGCUCCACCUAAAUGGCUGUGACAUACGCCAGAGUCUCAUGCACCUGCAGUUUUGGAGCCGCUCCGCAGGGGGGCGACCGCUUCCACGUCCACUCCAGUGUUCAACCCCCACAGAACGCCAGCCAACAGCGGAACCAGUGGUGAGGGCUGAGGAGUGUGAGCGGCUGACCCCGGGAGAACCUCUGCCCCGCUGUGACACGGGCUGCACCGAGAACGUAUUGGGGCUGUUCGACAUGGAGCCGCGAAGGGAUCUGCCGGACCUACUCAAGAGCCCGUCUGCAGUGGAGCCAGCCUGCUGGGAGCUGCUGACCACCAGCCGGAGGAGAGGACUGGAUCUGCUCUACUCCAACAUGGAGGCCCUGCUUCCCCUACCCACCACACACCUCACUGUCACAACCCAAAGAACGCACCAGGAAGUGAAAAACCGUCCAAAAGAAGAGCCCAGCGCGGAUCCACAGGAUGUUUCCCCUGGUAUUGGUAGUGUGAAGCCAGAGACUGAUUCAAUGCCACAGAAGCCCAGCAGUGACUUGCUACAACAGGUGGUGGGGGGGUCCGAGACGGACGAGAGCCCCGUGAAGGUGUCCUCCAGGGUGAAGAGGAGGAAGAAGCAGGGUACCCGAAAGGACCAGGACCCGUUUCUCUCCGACUCUGAUUCGGAUGACACCUUCCUCUCCCUCCGCAGACCCUCUCAGGGUGUCCCCCAGGUACAGACCGCCUGGCUGCUGGGGGACAGUCAGGACUUAGCCUCGGUGAAGAGGAGGAGGUUGUCCUUGACUCCAGAGCAGAGGCUGAAGAGCCGGCCGGUGUCCAGCUGCCUGGGCUCCAUGGCCGAGUUCUUUGACCACGUGUCCCUCCUGGACUCCUGUCUCCGCCUCCACGACUCACCUCCACGCGAAGGCAAAGACCUGUACAGGACGUUUGGCCCGAGGGCCCACAUCGAGACAAAAGACGGGAUGACUGACGAGCCCAGGGAGGAGUUCAACACUGGGAGCUGGGUAGUGGGGGAGAGAGCCGGGGAGAUCCAGACUGCGGUGGAGGCUUUGAGCUUUCAGAGGUGCAGGGUCGGGGUGGAGGCGGCAUGGGAUGAAGCCCAGGGUUUGGAGGAGGAGCUUAGGAAGGAGGCUGUGACAGAGCUCACACUCCCUGUGGCUCCACACAGACAAGGUUUCAGACUCACUCAGGAUAGCCUCUGUGAACCCACGGUUCUGCAGAGGAGGAGGGAGGUCCAAGAGGUUCUACCAGCCCGGGUGGCAGGCGCGCUGGGUAACAGACUGGCUGCUGCCUUGGACUUCCUGCCGUGCCUCCGGGCCAUCUGCAGAUCAGAGACGCUAAAGGAGCAGGGCAAGGUGAAACGCAGGUUCCUUCACUACCUGAACGCCAUUCACCUGGACCUUCCAAAGAACACCCUACAACACCUAGCAGAAGCCUUCCCAUGAACUGGAGACUAGUGUUUGUCAAAUAGGGAGUUGAAGGACAUGCAGGUCAGACAUUUGAGGCUUGAUAUAUGAAUAUCAAUGCUUAGAAAUCAACCUGAUCAUUUGCCUCAGGACCUCAUUAACAUGCAUUAUGUACCUCUGGCCUGUGAUGAGAGCUGCAACUCUGUUUCCCUUGGCAAUAUCUAUUUGUACUGUACAUUUAUAUAAAAAGAGUUUGUUUUUA
Molecule: messenger RNA, 6219 nt
Organism: Esox lucius (northern pike)
Lineage: Eukaryota; Metazoa; Chordata; Actinopteri; Esociformes; Esocidae
Gene: atad5a
Product: ATPase family AAA domain containing 5a
Exons: 23
Coding region: 423-5996 (1857 amino acids)
Cellular component (GO): nucleus
Molecular function (GO): ATP binding; DNA binding; DNA clamp unloader activity
Source: RefSeq, a predicted model, not a curated record